AUGGCUGACGAGACUGCACUCCGCGACUUCCCUUCGCUCUUCUCCCUCGAGGGCAAAGUCGCCAUCGUGACGGGCGGUUCGCGAGGCCUGGGACUCAAUGCUGCUUCGGCCUUCCUCCAAGCCGGCUGCGCCAAAGUCUUCAUAACAUCUCGAAAGGCAAGCGCCUGCGAGGCCGCCGUCGCCCAGCUCAACGCCCUCCCCAACCUCCGCCCCGGCGCGCUCGCCAUCUCCGUGCCCGCUGACAGCAGCACAGCCGCGGGCAUCGAUUCGCUCGUAUCCCAGGUCGCCAAGCAAACCCCCCACGUCGACAUCCUCUUCGCCAACGCGGGCGCGACGUGGGGCGAAGCCUUCGACACGCACCCGGACGCCGCCUUCUCCAAGGUCAUGGACCUCAAUGUCAAAGCCGUGUUCCUAUCGGUACAGAAAUUCGCGCCGCUCCUACAAGCCCGCGCCAGCCUCGACGACCCCAGCCGCGUCAUCAUCACGGCCAGCGUGGCCGGGCUGGGCGUUGGGACCUUGGGCCGGCAGGCGACGUUCGGGUACAGCGCCAGCAAGGCGGCGGUACUGCAUUUGGGGCGUAACCUGGCGGUCGAGCUGGCGCCGCGCCAUAUUUUGGUGAACUCCAUCUGUCCCGGCUUCUUUCCGACCAAGAUGGCGAGCGGGCUGCUGGAGCUGACGGGCGGGCUGGAGAAGCAUAGCCGCAGCAACCCGGCGGGGCGGCUGGGGAGGCCGGAGGAUAUCGCGGGCGUGGUGGUUUAUCUGGCGAGUCGCGCCGGGGCGCAUGUCAAUGGGGCGGCUAUUGAGAUUGAUGGCGGUGCGCUGUGGAGUACGGGGCAGUUGCUGGAUGCCGUGGAGCCGGAGACGAAGGCGAAGCUAUAG
Messenger RNA from Anthostomella pinea, 879 nucleotides. The record is from the annotation of a GenBank genome assembly. NCBI's taxonomy places the organism in Eukaryota, Fungi, Ascomycota, Sordariomycetes, Xylariales, Xylariaceae.